Molecule: messenger RNA, 1903 nt
Organism: Sceloporus undulatus (fence lizard)
Lineage: Eukaryota; Metazoa; Chordata; Lepidosauria; Squamata; Phrynosomatidae
Gene: CHTOP
Product: chromatin target of PRMT1
Exons: 6
Coding region: 287-1027 (246 amino acids)
Source: RefSeq, a predicted model, not a curated record
CGAAAAAAGAGCAAAACCCGGCGAGGGCGGGACGAGCCGGGCGCCAUUUUGCCGGGAGAGACUCUAGAGGCGAGCGAGAGUCAGCCGCUGGGGCAGAAGCGCGGGAAAGGAAAGAGGAGGCAGUCUGUGAGGGAAAGGAGCCGCUGCCACCGCCACCAUCUUUUCCUUCGGGGCACCUGACGGGGGAGGCCGGGCUAAGCCUGACCGGAGCCUCCCGCCGCCAAAGACGCAGCCGCCAACGGAGCCGCAGAGCGAGCCCCGACCCCGACGAUUCUGGGGACCUGAGAUGGCUGCACAGUCAGCACCGAAAGUCGUGCUUAAGAGCACCACCAAGAUGUCCCUCAACGAGCGCUUUACUAAUAUGCUGAAGAACAAACAGCCGAUCCCCGUGAACAUUCGCGCCACCAUGCAGCAGCAACAGCUAGCCAGCGCCCGAAACAGGAGGCUGGCCCAGCAGAUGGAGAAUAGACCUUCUGUCCAGGCCGCCUUAAAACUCAAGCAGAAGAGCCUGAAACAGCGCCUGGGGAAGAGUAACAUCCAGGCACGCUUGGGCCGGCCAGCAGGACCCUUGGCUCGUGGGACAUUAGGGGGGCGAGGCUUGCCCAUGGGUCAGCGAGGCUUGCCCCGAGGAGCGAUGCGUGGCGGGCGCGGAACAAGAGCCUUGCUACGAGGAGGAAUUCCCCUGAGAGGACAGGGCUUACUUCGGGGAGGCCGUGGCUUAGCCCCUCGGAUGGGCCUGAGAAGAGGCCUUAGAGGCCGAGGUGGGCCUGGCAGAGGCGGGCUUAGCAGAGGCGCCAUGGGGCGCGGUGGAAUUGGUGGCCGAGGUCGUGGCAUGGCAGGCCGUGGACGAGGCGGCUUUGGUGGCCGGGGGAGAGGCAGAGGACGCGGCAGAGGUGCCACCCGCCCAGCGCUGACCAAGGAACAGUUGGACAACCAGCUUGAUGCGUACAUGUCAAAAACAAAAGGACACCUGGAUGCUGAGCUGGAUGCUUACAUGGCCCAGACAGACCCUGAAACCAAUGACUGACACAUUUUCUUGUAGACACUUGCUGAGGCACGCUGUGUGUGUGAGUGUGUGCGCACAUGCUGGUCUUUCCCCCUCCUGUAAGCCAAGACCAGCAAAUGCUGAUAGUGCGGGGGGGGGGGGUAUGAUCUGCAGACUUGACAUGUGGGUCGGGGAAGGGGAUGACAACGUUAAUGUGUUCCUUUUACAUUUUGAUACUCUUUGUGUUGUAUGAAACCGGGCGUGUGUGUUUUUAUACAUAUAUGUACACAUUUCUUAAAUGACUCUGAAACUGAAUUUGACAGGUGGGCUAUUGAGAGAUGGCAUCCAUCUUAUUAGUGGAGCAGGCAGGUUGACCCCCUUCUCUCUUAAGUGGGAAAACAUUGCAUGCGCGAUCUCCCACUUCUCUUAGAAUUGGGCCUUACUGUACAUAGAAGGUCUCUGGUGCUUAUGAGCUGUGAGAGGUAGCAGUUACAGCUGCUGCAACAGUUAUGUUUCAAGGUAGCUGCUCCUGCCGUCUUGUUGCUAAAUCCCAGUUCCUUUCUGGUGGGUAAGGGAUUUCCCUGCCCUACAGUCAGUGUAUGAAUCUUAGAUGGUAUUCCCAGAAAACCAAAUUGGUCUCGGUGAAUUUAAUUGGACAAAAACCUGAUGUGGCUGAAAACGAUUGUGAUAUUUUCAUUUUGAAAAGGCCUGCUUCAGACUCCUUAGUUUCGAUGUUCAUGCUGGUUGAGUUUUCCCCAUGUUUAAAACACCAAGGAGGCACCUGCUUUGCCUCUUCGCCAACUGGAGUUUUGUGAGUUCAGCUGUUCGGUUCUAGUUUUGAAUGGCAUCUUGUAUUUUCUGUUUUACUGUAAGAAACAAAUGCAGGGAAGAGAAAAAAAACGUGGCUAUGCGUGUGUG